Molecule: messenger RNA, 1232 nt
Organism: Nerophis ophidion (straightnose pipefish)
Lineage: Eukaryota; Metazoa; Chordata; Actinopteri; Syngnathiformes; Syngnathidae
Gene: dmbx2
Exons: 4
Coding region: 132-911 (259 amino acids)
Biological process (GO): regulation of transcription by RNA polymerase II
Molecular function (GO): RNA polymerase II transcription regulatory region sequence-specific DNA binding; DNA-binding transcription factor activity, RNA polymerase II-specific
Source: RefSeq, a predicted model, not a curated record
CUGAGAAUGUUUGCAGGGUAUCAUACUGGGGGUGCAGCUGAGCCGGACUGGGAUUUAUUGGACCAGGGAGCUAGUACUGGGAACUUGGGACAGCUUCUCAGAAGUCAAGAAUUGCACCUUGUCAGGUGAACAUGAACUCCCUGAGUUUGUGCAGCGGCCCCUCCAUCCUCCCCCUGCAUGAUGUCAUGCUGGAUCUCCACCAGCAGAUGGCACAGCAGUACAGCGUCUACUCCGCCGCCGGCCCCGCAGUGCGCACCCUGUCGGUGGCAGAGAGACUUGCAGAACUUAUAUUAGAGACCCGCUAUGGAAACCAGCAAAAGCAACGCCGCAGCCGCACAGCGUUCACCGUGCCCCAGCUGCAAGCUCUGGAGAACGCCUUCCAGCAGACCCAGUAUCCUGACGUCAGCAUGAGGGAGAGGCUGGCCGUGUGCAUCAACCUGCCUGAGGCUCGCAUUCAGGUGUGGUUCAAGAACCGAAGAGCAAAGUUUCGCAAAGGUCAAAGAUGUCCCGCCCUCUGCACAGAACAAAAGGAGGACAAGCUGGGAGAGGAUGUGGACCGAGAUGUAGACACUGAAAGCAACAUCCCACUCAAGCCAGCUCUGCCCCAACUUCCUGUGUCAGAUAAAAGACCAAAUCUUUGUCGGCGUACAGACGCUCACCUCUUCUCCAGGCGACACUGCCCUCCGCUUUUGCCUUUUAUCCCAGGCCGGAGUUACAGCCACUCACCUCACCAGCCUCUUUUCGGGAUGCUGUCCGCAGACUUUAUGUCUCCUCCGGAGUUCUGGCCUUUGGUCCAGCAGCAUAGGUCCUGCUUAGGGACUCCUACUUCAGUCAUUACGAAAAACUGCAACCUCUCCUAUCAAACUGCUUCUACCAAUAAAGCUUUGCUGCAUUUUAACCUGGGAUUGUAACAUAGUGAGUGAGUGAGUGAGUGAGUGAGUGAGUGAGUGUGUGAGUGAGUGUUCAUACUAGUCUUACUAGGGUCUGACAUUAUAAGACGACUCAAAUGUCACCAUUUAUUAAGAAUAUAAACAAGAAUUGAACGCGGUCAAAGCCUUAAUGAACAAGUGCCCCACCCCGGCCUCACAAGUGUUUAUGCUGAAGAUCCUCAGCCAUGACAGAUGUAAAGCCUCACUCAUAUUGUACAUAUUGUGAUGUUUCUUUUUUUUUUUUUUAGCAUAUGGAGCUCAUAUUUGUAUCUAUAGUAAUGACAACGGCGGCUAUGUAACAAA